Molecule: messenger RNA, 801 nt
Organism: Colletotrichum truncatum
Lineage: Eukaryota; Fungi; Ascomycota; Sordariomycetes; Glomerellales; Glomerellaceae
Source: RefSeq, a predicted model, not a curated record
AUGUCAUCGGUGCCGAGUUACGAGUGGCGCCCUGUAUCACUCCUCCGGGGCAGGCAGCCUCAGAGUGAAGGCCCUGCAGACUUUGCGCUCCUCGUCCUCAACCAGCCGGUGAAGCAGUCGCAAGUAUUUGACUCGCUGUGGACUAAUGCUCUUUUGCGAGUCGCAGCCGAUGGCGGCGCAAAUCGACUUCUUGAACUGAACAAGGCAGCGCAGUCCCAGACGCAGAAUGCUCCUUUUACCAACCUUGACGCCAUCAUUGGUGACUUGGAUUCAUUAAGCACCGCCUCCAGGGAGUUCUUCGCGAAGCAGGAGAAGCCCACCCAAAUCAUUCACCUCACUGACCAGGACUCAACCGAUUUCUCCAAGGCAGUUUCCUGGAUCCGGUCAAGAGAUGGCCCAAAUAUCGAUAUAGUCGCUCUUGGCGGACUUGGGGGCCGUGUCGACCAGGGUCUUAGCCAGGUACAUCAUCUGUAUCUUUUCCAGCCGGGGCCCGACUAUUCUCUGGGCAAGAUGUAUCUUGUCUCCGGCCAGAGCUUGACAUUCUUGCUUCUACCCGGCCGUCACCACGUCCGGGUCCGCGAGGGCGGAGAGGACGUAUUUGCAAAGUACGUGGGUAUCAUCCCUGUCGGAGGGACCAGCUUCAUUACCACCAAGGGUCUCGAAUGGGAUGUGGAGAACUGGGAGACCAAGUUUGGCGGCCACAUCAGCACGAGCAACCACGUGCUGCCCGAGACGAAGGUGGUCGAAGUCGAGACGACAAACACUGUGCUUUUCACCAUUGCUCUUGCAGGCAUUGAAUAA